Messenger RNA from Exaiptasia diaphana, 1320 nucleotides. Its product is annotated as thiosulfate sulfurtransferase/rhodanese-like domain-containing protein 3. The record is from RefSeq and is a predicted model, not a curated record. Lineage: Eukaryota; Metazoa; Cnidaria; Anthozoa; Actiniaria; Aiptasiidae. Gene Ontology annotation, molecular function: thiosulfate-cyanide sulfurtransferase activity. Gene Ontology annotation, cellular component: mitochondrion. The transcript is spliced from 3 exons. Bases 15 to 650 code for a protein of 211 amino acids.
GAGGCAACAAGGUUAUGUCUUUGAAUAUUCGCCUAUUUAGGCACUCUUUGCCAACUUUUGCAAGGAUUUCAUUGGGGAAAAAAGUCAAUAUGAAGCCUUGCCAAGCUAUAAGGAGUUUGUCUCUUUUUACAAUGAUUACUAUGCAUCGGUUUUGGAGUGUUGGAGCUAAAAAUUGUACUAUCAUGACGACAAGACAACGWUUUACUCARAUGCUAGGAGUCACUGAACAGGGACAUUGUGCUUGCGCUAAAAGGGACAUAACAACAGAAGCGACACCACCAACUCCACCAAAAGAUCCAAGUACAGUUAACAUAGAAGAAUUAAAAGCAAUGAUAGCUGCAAAUGACAUUCAGCUGAUAGAUGUUCGAGAACCGUACGAGCUGCAAGAAUCGGGAAAAAUACCAAAUUCUGUCAAUGUACCGUUGGGUGAUAUUCCAGAUGCUUUCACCAUGAAGCCCAAGCAAUUCAUGGAAAAAUACAAUGCCAAAAAGCCAAAGCGAAAAGAUGCAAACAUUGUAUUCCACUGCAAGGCAGGGAUUAGGAGUAAACACGCUUUGAAUCAAGUCCAUCAAUUGGGAUUUAAAAUGAGCAGACACUAUCCUGGUGGCUUUGAUGAYUGGGAAACAUGCCUGAAAAGAGGCAAUCAGUAAAAUGGAAAUUAAGCUCUUCUUUAUAGUUCAUCACAUGUCAAAUUUAUUUAAAACAAUUGUUAAAACUCAUCUGUUUUGUACAUUUUACUUKUUACUGGCUUAGAAGAAAAUUGAAAAAAAUGGGAUAACAUGUUUUAAAUACCACACUAAUGUGUAUAUUCUCCAGCGCCGAUUGGCUGAUUAGAGUGUGUCAAAUAAGAGGACAUACAUACUGUGCAAACAUGAUCACAUCUCCUACYUGAGGAGAAAAAAAAGAGAUGCCAAUAAAAAAAACAACAAAUUGUACGCAGUUCUUUUAUUAUAUGUCCUUUUAUUGACACACUCUUGACGUCAAAAAAUGUUCAAAACUUCAAAGUGAACCCACUUACUGCACUCUUUGUUUGGUCCACUUGAGUUUUUAAAAUUUUAUGAAAUCCAGACUGUUUCAAAAAAAAAGAACAAUCAACUCCAAACCGUUUACAAUUUGUUCGAUUUUAAAUUUUGUUCCUUUUUCACAAUUUUACAGACAUUUUUUURCCUAAAACUAGAAAGCUAUGAAACGCUCCUUGUGAACAUCAUGAAAACAUAUGGUAGCUUUUUGGUAAAAUUAUUGUUAUAUUUCAGUCAAAAUAGACAUURCCUUCAUAAAGCUUUAAUUAUUUUCAGAAUACAUUAAAGACUAAUAAUAGCU